UUUUGAUUUGCUACAAAAUCAACACGGUUUUGAAGCAUAUCAAAAACAGUGUUGUUUGUUAAUCGAGAGAAAAAUAUUUAUAGAAAAAAACCCCCAAAAAAUAUAUAUAUCAUAUAAAAAUUCUCUUGAUUUCACCAACACAAAAAACUUCAUUUCAUUUCUUUGGAUUAUAAGCUUCUUCUGAUUCUUUGCCAUUUUCUCUCACAUUUUCAUUCUUUGAUUCUCUCAGAGAAAACACAAAAAUAACCGAGGAGAUGGUGGGCCCCUCAUCUUGCACCGAUGUUGAUCGUGCAGUGGAUGAAAAUGGGGCCUCAGAUGAUGAGGAAGCACCUUUAUUAACAACAGCAGAGUGUCGUAUUUGCCAAGAGGAAGAUUCUGUUGAUACUCUGGAGACACCUUGUGCUUGCAAUGGUAGUCUUAAGUAUGCUCACAGGAAGUGUGUUCAACAUUGGUGCAACGAAAAAGGUGACAUCACUUGUGAGAUAUGCCACCAAUCUUACCAACCUGGCUAUAUUGCUCCCCCUACCCGACCUUACUUGGAAGAGACUACUAUAGAUAUCGGGGGCGGAUGGCAGAUAUCAGGGACACCUAUGGACAUGAAUGACCCACGCCUCUUGGCAAUCGCUGAAGCCGAACGCCAAUUUCUGGAAGGCGAAUUUGAGGAUUAUAAUGCAUCAAAUGCCAGUGGAGCUGCAUUUUGUCGCUCAGCUGUUUUAAUUUUAAUGGCUCUUCUGCUACUACGACAUGCAGUAACUGUGCCAGAAUCCGAAGGAGAUGGAAAUGAAGAUGCAUCUACUUUCUUGACUCUUUUUUUGCUUCGGGUUGCUGGGUUUCUUCUACCGUGCUAUAUCAUGGCCUGGGCUAUCAGCAUCUUGCAGCGUCGGAGGCAAAGACAGGAGGCUGCCGCAUUGGCGGCAUCACAAAUUGCUUUUGUGCUGCAAGCUGGACAAAGACAAGGCCUACACUUUGCAAUAGCUUCUGCGGCCCUACCACCAGCAACAUCAUCGGCACAAGCCCCAGCAACCGCUGCAACUCCCAUGGUGGCUCCACAGGAGGACAUUGUUUGAUCUAUCAAAUGCCAAAAGAGUCGCAUAAAGGGAGGAAAUAGACUCUCGAAAUAACAUAUUGUUGUAACCUUUAUUUUUUCUAUUUUGUAAGUCAGUGUUUUAAGUUUCAGAUGAAUCUUAAUUUCUGAUGUAUAAAGUUAUUAUGUCAUGAGUUUUUUAGACAAAAGUCUUUAUGACAUUUUGAGUGUGUUCUUAAUCUAAUUCAGGCUUACCUUCUACA
Molecule: messenger RNA, 1287 nt
Organism: Erigeron canadensis
Lineage: Eukaryota; Viridiplantae; Streptophyta; Magnoliopsida; Asterales; Asteraceae
Exons: 8
Coding region: 255-1067 (270 amino acids)
Biological process (GO): protein ubiquitination
Cellular component (GO): membrane
Molecular function (GO): ubiquitin-protein transferase activity; zinc ion binding
Source: RefSeq, a predicted model, not a curated record